Molecule: messenger RNA, 906 nt
Organism: Miscanthus lutarioriparius
Lineage: Eukaryota; Viridiplantae; Streptophyta; Magnoliopsida; Poales; Poaceae
Source: the annotation of a GenBank genome assembly
AUGGCUAGCAACGUGUUUCCUAUCGAAGUUCCAAGGCUGCUGCUGGCUGGGGCCAGAGGUCUCCGAGAGCGUGGCGCUCGUGCAAGCCGAGUUCCAGCCACGCCCGAACGACAUCAUCCUCGCCACCUUCCCAAAGUGCGGCACCACCUGGCUGAAGGCCCUCACCUUUGCCAUCCUCAACCGCUCUCGUCACGCCAUCGACGGCGACGCCCACCCGUUGCUCACCAACCUCCCUCAUGCACUCGUGGUGAACCUCGAGUUCCCUCUCCGCCACCUCCACCCCGUCGUGGAGCUCGAGGAGCUGCCCUCCCCGAGGCUCCUCUGCACGCACCUCCCGCUCGCGCUGCUGCCCUCGGGCGUCUCAGCGCUCGGCUGCCGUGUCGUGUACCUGUGCCGGGAGCCCAAGGACGUGCUAGUGCCACGUGGCACUACAUGAACAAGGUGUAUCCUGACGAGUUCCUCACGGAGUUUGGCAGGGCCUUCGAGCUGUUCUGCGAGGGGGUCUCUGUCUAUAGGCCUGUAUGGGAUCACUACCUAGGGUACUGGAAGCAGAGCGUAGCGGAGCCCGGCAGGGUUCUCUUCUUGACGUAUGGCGAGAUGAUGGUUGACACUGCCGACCAUGUCAGGAUGCUUGCGGAGUUAAUCAGUGUUCCGUUCACCAGUGAAGAGGAGAGCGGUGGAAUCGUGCAGGAGAUAGUGAAGCUAUGCAGCUUCAAGAAUUUGAAGGAACUACCGGUGAACUCCUCGGGUGCGACUGAUCCAAUUGGUGGGUUGGCGAUACAAAAUUCUGUGUAUUUCAGGACCGCCAAGGUUGGGGAUUGGGAAAAUUACAUGACCACAGAGAUGGCAGAGAAGUUGGACCAUGUUAUUGAGGAGAAGGUCGGAGGAUGUGGUCUUACCUUUUAA